Molecule: messenger RNA, 3150 nt
Organism: Brassica napus (rape)
Lineage: Eukaryota; Viridiplantae; Streptophyta; Magnoliopsida; Brassicales; Brassicaceae
Exons: 3
Coding region: 1-3150 (1049 amino acids)
Source: RefSeq, a predicted model, not a curated record
AUGCGUAGGAAAUUAUGGUCUGAGCUCUCGUACCUAUCUGCCCAAGCGCCUAUUGCCUCUUCUCCUUGGGCAGUGGUAGGCGACUUCAAUCAGAUUCUGGAUUCAUCUGAGAACUCUUCUGCCUCUGCUGCUUAUUCAACUCGUGGUAUGAGGGAUUUUCUUAAUUGCACUAUCUCAGCUGCUCUGUCCGACCUUCCUUUUUGUGGAAACUCGUUCACCUGGUCUAACAAUCAAGGUCUCACGGUCAUUUCUAAAAAGCUUGAUCGAAUCCUGGUCAAUGACGUAUGGCUUUCUACCUUUCCUGAUUCUCUUGGUGUGUUUGGAGACCCGGGUAUCUCAGAUCACAGUCCAUGUUGUAUCUUCCUUGAUGCCUCCAAGCCCAAAGUCAAGCAUCCGUUUAAGUUCUACACCAUGCUAAAUGACAAUCCAGAGUUCCAGGCAAUCAUCUCUGAGUGCUGGAACUCCUUACCGUUUGAAGGGACAUUUAUGCUAAGGGUUUCUAAGAAACUAAAAGAAAUGAAGAGCAUCAUCAGAACUUUCAGCAAAGAAAAUUACUCAGGGAUAGAAAAAAGAGCUUCUGAAGCUUUUGAUGAUCUUGCUCACUGCCAGCGUGUUCUACUCUCUUCUCCUACACCUCAAGCCGGUUUGGAUGAAAGGAAAGCUUAUGAAAAAUGGUCCCUGCUUGCCAAGGCUGAAGAGUCUUUCUACCAUCAGAGAUCACAUGUAACUUGGUUGGAAAAGGGCGACUCUAACACCCCUUUUUAUCACCGUUACGUAAGAGCAAGGAAUUCUAUCAAUCAGAUUUUGUUCCUCAAGGAUGAUCUCGGUCAUAUCAUUGACACCAAGGAAGGGAUAAUGAAUCAUGUUCUGGAGUAUUACGAGAAUUUGCUUGGCAGAUAUUCACCCCCAACAACAUCCACCAUGGAUGAUAUUUCCCAGCUUCUUGAUUAUAGAUGCCCUCCUGCUGUGUCUGAAGCUCUUUUAGCCACUGUUUCUCCCCUGGAUAUUCAAGCAGUUUUCUUUUCCCUGCCAAAGAACAAGGCGCCUUGUCCAGACGUACAAGAGUUUUUCUCUUCGGGUAGGCUGCUUCAACAAUGGAAUUCAACGAUCUUAUCCCUCAUCCCAAAGAAGCAAAACUCUACCUUAAUCUCUGAUUUUCGGCCUAUAUCGUGCUGCAACACAACGUACAAAGUAAUCUCAAAGAUUCUCGCUAAUAGGUUGAAACAGGUACUGCCAUCAGUAAUCUCCAACACGCAAUCUGCGUUCAUUCCGGGAAGACUGCUGGUAGAAAACGUCCUCUUGGCAACAGAGUUAAUCCAAGGCUACAACUGGAAGAAUAUCUCUAAGCGAUCUAUGCUUAAGGUUGAUCUAAAGAAGGCAUUUGAUUCUCUUGAUUGGAGUUUUAUUCUGCUUAUAUUACGAGCCUUACAGUUCCCAGACUUCUUCGUUCAACUGAUCUCUCAAUGCAUCACAACGACACGCUUCUCAGUGGCGGUCAAUGGUGAGCUUGGAGGUUACUUUAGGGGUACACGCAGCCUUCGCCAAGGCGAUCCGCUGUCCCCAUAUUUGUUUGUUCUUGCCAUGGAAGUCCUAGCACAUCUCCUCAACAGGGACUAUGUAAACAUGCACAUUGGGUAUCAUCCGCUUGCUAUUGAUUUGUCUGUGACGCACCUUGUCUUUGCCGAUGAUAUUAUGGUUUUCUUUGAUGGUCAGCAUAGCUCUCUCGAACGGAUUGCGGAAACGCUAGACAGUUUCUCUGCUUGGUCAGGCCUCUCGGUGAAUCGUCAAAAAACUGAUCUCUACGUAGCAGGAAUGAGCCCGUUAGAAGCCUCAGAAUUAUCUAGCCUUGGCUUCUCUUUUGGCUCCCUUCCUGUUCGAUACCUAGGCCUCCCAUUAAUGCACCGCAAGCUCCAGAUCUGCGAUUACAGACCGCUAGUGGACCAACUUAAGAGGCAUUUUUCUUCCUGGUCAAGUAGAGCCCUCUCAUAUGCUGGAAGAAGGCAGCUUCUCUCCCCUGUCAUCACUGGAACUCUGAAUUUCUGGUUUUCAAGCUUCAUCCUACCUAAAGGUUGCAUAAAGGCAAUUGAAUCCCUUUGCUCAAGGUUCCUUUGGAAUGGUAACAUUACUGGUAGGUCUAAGGCUAAAAUCUCUUGGAAAUCAGUAUGCUUACCUCAGUCUGAGGGGGGCUUAGGUUUGAGAGACCUUACUACAUGGAACCAAACUCUUUCUCUCAAACUGCUAUGGCUGCUCCACUGCGAAGAUGAAUCCUUGUGGGCUUCUUGGACAAAACGAAAUAGGAUAAAAGGCGAGAGUAUUUGGAGUAUUGAUGAGGAAAAACAGCGAUCUUGGAUUUGGAAAUCCAUCCUUCACCUUAGACCUUUAGCUGAACGGUUCAUAAGAUGUGAAGUGGGAAAUGGAACUUCGGCCAGUUUUUGGUUCGAUAACUGGUUGCCCUUAGGUCCAUUGAUCAAGUUCUUUGGUUAUAAUGGUCCUCAGCAUAUUGGUGUCCUUCUUCAUGCCAAGAUUAGAGAAAGUUGUCCAAAUGAAGGCUGGCUUCUACGGCCUGCUAGAUCGCCCAAAGCAGAGCAACUUCAGAUCUUACUCUGCACUCUUACAUGGGAAGCUAUAAGGCAUAAAGGAGAACAAGCUGUUUGGGCUUCUCUAGUCUGGUUCAAGGGUCACACUCCACGACACGCCUUUCAUAUGUGGGUUACUCAGCAGGACAGGUUGCCUACUCGUGCAAGACUUGCUACUUGGGACCCAGGUAUUGAUGCAUCUUGCCUUCUUUGUGGUGGAUGUGUUGAGACAAGGGAUCAUUUAUUUCUCAGAUGUAGUUUCAGUGAACAAGUGUGGCACCUCGUAACCAAACGUCUAGGCUACCGGCCUACUCUGUUCCAUACCUGGACAACCUUUGGUGACUGGCUUAGUUCAUCGGAUUCUACUUGCCCCACAACGCUCCGUCGACUUGCUGCACAUGCAACUACAUACCAGCUUUGGACAGAGCGUAAUAACCGUCUUCAUAACGCAGCUUCCUCUACGCCUCAAAGGAUCUUCAAAGACCUUGACAGGCUAAUCCGGAACUCAAUCCUUGCAAGGAAAGAGCGAAGGAAAUUCAGAGGACUAAUGCAAGUUUGGCUAAAGCAUUCUUGA